AAAAUAUAUGCUAAAUCCAACAUGGCGGACAUAUGGCAUAGGUAGAACCCCACAAUAAGUCUAAUUUAUUUCUUCUCUUUGAGGUGACGCAUGAAAUAUGCAGUGUGCUUUGUUCCUGCAAACCAUGAUUAAUGAUUCUGGGAAGGAUAACGACUUCCUUCCAGUUCAGAUGAAAAGGAGGAAGCCAUGGAGAAAAGUGUUAUAUGAAGACCAAGGUGUUCCGGAUAAUUAUGUAGACAAGUCGUUUCUUGAUGAAAUGAGGAAAAAUCGAAUGGAUGACAUUAGAAUUUGUGUUGUGGUGCUUUGCUCUGUGUAUGUACUUUCCCCAGUUUUGAAAACCUUAACUGAUACUAUUAGCACAGACACCAUUUAUGCCAUGACGACCUUCAUGCUUGGGAUGAACCUUCUUCUGUAUGACUAUGGAACACAUGCUGCAAUAGUCUCAAGGUCUGCCUCCCUAAAUGCCUCCAUCUUUGCUUCAGUGUGUCUAGCAUCACGUCUCCCCUCCUCCUGGCAUGUCUUUGGGACUGUCACUUUUGCUAUGCAAUUGUUUGCUUUGUUUCCAUCACUGAGAAGACAGCUUAAGAUGCAGCUACCAUCAAGUCAUGUUGUUUUGACCUGGACUCUGGUUCUAAUUGCUGUAGCAAUGCUAUGGCCACUUUCCCAACUGUUUGCAUUGUUGCUGGCUCUUGUUCACCUGGCUGUAACAUUUUUAUGUCCGUUCUGGUUAAUUAAAUUGCAGAGAUUCAAAAAUAAUAUACAUGGUCCAUGGGAUGAAGCUGUUAUUGAAGAAGAGCUUGAGGCAAAGCAGAAAUAACUACAGUAAAAGUUUUAUAGGCUUUCUUAUUCUCCUAACAUGUGUAUGUGGCAAUUACACAUUCCGUUCCAACUGUCAGUUCAGGAAGUUGCCUAGAAACACCCCUUCUGUAAUUUAGCAUAAGCCUACCUUCCAUAUGUUUGGAUGUGAGAAACUUUUGUUUGCAUGGAAGCAGUUUCUCCUUGCACAAUGGCACUUAGUGAGAAAGCGAAAAGAUGAUAUUUGUUGUUGCAUGGUAUUUCUCAUGGCAAAAUUACUAAAAUGACAGGACUUUAUGUGCUCAACCUAUUUUUAUUGACUUGAAUCCAAGCUAUUAAAUGAAGGUUGUUUAAAAUAAAAUUACAGAAAUAUUACUUACAA
Molecule: messenger RNA, 1177 nt
Organism: Pocillopora damicornis (cauliflower coral)
Lineage: Eukaryota; Metazoa; Cnidaria; Anthozoa; Scleractinia; Pocilloporidae
Product: phosphatidylinositol N-acetylglucosaminyltransferase subunit C
Biological process (GO): GPI anchor biosynthetic process
Cellular component (GO): glycosylphosphatidylinositol-N-acetylglucosaminyltransferase (GPI-GnT) complex; membrane
Source: RefSeq, a predicted model, not a curated record